AUGCGCCAUGCGCGGAGACUCCCGCCGCCGCUGCUGCUGCGGUCCUCCGUCGCGUUUUGGAUUUUCUGCCACGUCACCAAUGUGGACGGAGCUCUACCAACAACCCAGAAGUGUGAUGAGGCUCUAGCCUCUCCUCUACCUCACACGGCCUUCACCAGCUCAUCUGUCUUCUCCGGUGGAUAUGCACCUGGAUAUGCCAAGCUCAACAGGAGAGGAGGUGCUGGUGGAUGGUCACCUUUGGACAGUGAUCAUUACCAGUGGCUACAGGUGGACCUCGGCUCCAGGAAGCAGGUGAGCGCCAUAGCAACGCAGGGUCGCUACAGCAGUUCUGACUGGAUGACGCAGUACCGCCUCCUCUUCAGUGAUACAGGAAGGAACUGGAAACCGUAUCACCAAGAUGGAAACAUCUGGGCCUUCUCUGGAAACUCCAACUCAGAAAGUGCAGUUCGCCAUGAUUUGCAGCAGGGAAUUGUGGCUCGCUUCCUGAGGCUCAUCCCUUUGGCCUGGAGUGAAGAGGGACGUAUUGGUCUCCGGAUAGAAGUUUAUGGAUGCUCUUACUGGGCAGAUGUUAUCAACUUUGAUGGGCAGGGGGUAAUAUCAUACAGGUUUAAGGUUAAGAAGAUGAAGAUAAUUAAGGAUGUGAUCGCGCUGAGGUUUAAGACGUCAGAAAAUGAGGGCAUCAUUCUCCAUGGGGAGGGUCAGCAGGGGGACUACAUCACCCUGGAACUUCGCAAGGCCAAGUUACAACUGCAGAUAAACCUGGGCAGUAACCAGUAUGGCUCCAUCCUGGGGCAUACCUCCGUGACCACUGGCAGUCUCUUGGAUGACAACCACUGGCACUUAGUGAUGAUUGAGCGCUACCGUCGCAAUGUCAACUUCACCUUGGAUGGACACACUCAGCACUUCAGAACCAACGGAGAGUUUGAUCAUCUAGAUUUAGACUAUGAGUUGAGUUUUGGGGGGAUGCCGUACAGCGGGAAGCCAGUGGGAGGUGGAAGAAAAAACUUCAAAGGCUGCAUGGAGAGCAUCAACUACAAUGGAGACAAUAUUACAGACCUGGCCCGCCGGAAGAAGCUCGACACUUCCAGCUUUCAGCGUAACCUGUCUUUCACCUGCGUGGAUACGCACACCUUCCCGGUCUUUUUCAACGCCACGAGCUUCCUGCAGCUGCCGGGCCGAGCCAACCACGACAUCGUGUCCGUAGGCUUCCAGUUCCGCACGUGGAACCCAGACGGCCUCCUACUCUUCAGUAAUCUCGAUGACGGCACGCUGGAGAUCUCCCUCGAGGACGGAAAAAUUACAAUUCAUAUCAACGUGUCAAAGGCGGACAGAAACUACCGGGUGGACUUGUUAUCAGGUUCUGGUCUCAAUGAUGGCCAGUGGCAUGCUGUGCGUUUGGUUGCCAAGGAGAACUUUGCCAUGCUGACUGUAGAUGGAGAGGAGGUGUCCGCCAUGCGUUCUGCCUCACCUCUCAGCAUCACCACAGGAGGAACCUAUCACUUGGGAGGGUACUUUCUGCUGACACCAUUUCCACCUUCACAGCGUUCAUUCCAGGGGUGCAUGCAGGCAGUUCUGGUGGAUGAUCAACCUGCUGAUUUGCAUGCAGUGGAGAAAGGCAUUGUGGGAGCCUUUGAGAAUGUCAGCCUGGACAUGUGUGCAAUUAUAGACAGGUGUAUGCCCAAUCAUUGUGAGCAUGGGGGUCACUGUAAACAGACGUGGGACAGUUUCAGUUGCUCCUGUGAAGGAACGGGAUACAACGGAGCCACCUGCCACACUUCCAACUAUGAGCCCUCAUGUGAGGCCUAUAAGCAUUUGGGUCGGUCUUCUGACACCUACUGGAUUGACCCCGACAGCAGUGGACCUCUCGGCCCCUUCAGAGUGAACUGUAAGAUGACAGAAGACGAAGUGUGGAUGACAGUUGUGAACAACCUGCCACCCAGAACUUUAAUCACCGGCUCUAGCAAAGAGAAGCGCACCGUCCUGCAGGUCAACUACAGCGCCUCCAUGGACCAGGUGACAGCCAUCACCACCAGUGCAGAACACUGUGAACAGCAAAUCACCUACAGCUGCCGCUUGUCCCGUCUGCUCAACACUCCAGAUGGGACCCCCUACACAUGGUGGGUUGGUCGAGCCAGCGAGAAGCAUUUCUACUGGGGCGGCUCGGGACCCGGCAUCCAGAAGUGUGCCUGCGGCAUUGACAGGAACUGCACUGACUCCAAGUACGACUGCAACUGUGAUGCAGAUGCUAAACAAUGGAGAGAAGAUUCUGGUCUCUUGACAUAUAAAGAACACUUGCCGGUCAGCCAGGUUGCUGUUGGGGACACAAACAGGCCGGGCUCUGAGGCCAAACUCACCGUCGGACCGCUCCGUUGCCAUGGAGAUAAUAACUACUGGAACGCUGCAUCCUUCACCACCCCGUCAUCCUACCUGCAUUUCCCCACUUUUCAGGGAGAGACCAGCGCUGACAUCUCAUUUUAUUUCAAGACGAGCGCUCCCUACGGCGUCUUUCUGGAAAACCUGGGCAACACUGACUUCAUCCGCCUGGAGCUCAAAUCUCCUAAGGUGAUCUCCUUCUCCUUCGACGUUGGAAACGGACCCGUGGAGUUAACGGUGCACUCGGCCACACCCCUCAACGACGACCAGUGGCAUCGCGUGAUGGCGGAGCGUAACAUCAAAGAAGCAGUCCUCCAGCUGGACCAAACGUACCGGACGUCCCAGCUGGCUCCGGCACAGGGACACACACGACUAGAGCUGUUCAGCCAGCUCUACGUGGGUGCUGCAGGGGGACAGAGGGGGUUCCUGGGUUGUAUCCGAGCCUUGCGGAUGAAUGGCGUCACCCUCGACUUGGAGGAGAGGGCCAAAGUGACGCCUGGGGUGAAGCCGGGUUGCCAGGGCCACUGCACCAGUUUUGGGAUGUACUGCAGGAAUGGGGGGAAGUGUGUGGAGAGGUAUAACGGCUAUUUGUGCGACUGCACGACCACUGCCUUCAACGGGCCGUUCUGCACCAAAGACGUUGGGGGUUUCUUUGAGGCUGGAACAAUGGUCAAAUACAACUUCAUGCCUGAACCACUUCCAGGGGCCAGUAAGGACACGAAAGUCUUGACGCAACAGCUGAUGCCCAACGAGGUGAAUCUGACCAAGGAGGAAGUGGCGUUCAGCUUUAGCACAUCCAGUGCUCCGGCCAUUCUCAUGUAUGUGAGCUCCAAGACCCAGGACUACCUGGCUGUGGUGUUAGGACACAAAGGUUCCCUGCAGGUUCGAUACAACCUGGGUGGUCUGAAGGAGCCGUUUGCUAUAGAUGUGGACCAACGGGACCUGGCUAACGGCCAGCCACACAGCAUUAACAUGUCCCGUCACAACAGGAGCGUCACCGUCCAGUUGGAUCACUACCCUGCAGUGAGCUACAGCCUCCCAGACGCCUCAGACACACAGUUCAACCUGGUCAAGACGCUGUUCUUGGGAAAAGUUUUUGAAACCGGACACGUGGACCCGCUGCUCAUUGACCAGUACAACACGCCGGGCUUCAUCGGGUGUCUGUCGCGGGUGCAGUUCAACGGAGUCGCGCCCCUCAAGUCUGCGCUGAGGAAAGCAGCGCAAGCGUCGUCCACGUCCACAGGCGGCCAGGAAGGCACGCAGCCUUUAGCGGCCUCGCCCGUGUCUUACCGCGGCAAACUGGUGGAGUCCAACUGUGGGGCGUCGCCUCUCACCAUCCCACCCAUGUCUGCUGCAACAGAUCCCGGGCAUCUGGACAACACAGAUGCAAAGAUCCCCUUCAACGAGGAGAGAGUCAUUCCUGAUGGAGUCAACAGAGACUCGGCCAUCAUCGGAGGUGUUAUUGCCGUGGUGAUCUUCACCAUCCUCUGCACGCUGGUGUUCCUGAUCCGCUACAUGUUCCGCCACAAAGGCACCUACCACACCAACGAGGCCAAGGGCAGCGGCGAGUCCGCCACGGAGUCCGCAGACACGGCCAUCAUCGGCACCGACAACCCGGAGACCAUCGACGAAUCAAAGAAGGAGUGGUUCAUCUAGCGGCCGGUGACGGGACUCUGAGAGACAGGAAGCACUUCGUGAGACCGUCACUUGUCCCAGAUGGAGGGAGUUUAAUCAAACAACCGAUCGCUGGAGAGUCCGAGGAUCGCCUAUUCGGUAGGACGACAAACUCCCGGAAAAGGUGGGACGUGAGGAACGUUCUUUUGUUUUUGUUUUAAUAUCCAGAGUAUUGAAGGGGAAAGGGGAAAGAGACGCUUAUCCAGUGGAGCACAUCUGUAAAGAACCUUUCGUGUACAUA
Messenger RNA from Nematolebias whitei (Rio pearlfish), 4288 nucleotides. It is a transcript of the gene cntnap2a, whose product is annotated as contactin associated protein 2a. The coding region runs from base 1 to 4029 and encodes 1342 amino acids. The record is from RefSeq and is a predicted model, not a curated record. NCBI's taxonomy places the organism in Eukaryota, Metazoa, Chordata, Actinopteri, Cyprinodontiformes, Rivulidae. The transcript has 26 exons.